Molecule: messenger RNA, 582 nt
Organism: Aureobasidium melanogenum CBS 110374
Lineage: Eukaryota; Fungi; Ascomycota; Dothideomycetes; Dothideales; Saccotheciaceae
Exons: 2
Coding region: 1-582 (193 amino acids)
Biological process (GO): nuclear-transcribed mRNA catabolic process, RNase MRP-dependent; intronic box C/D snoRNA processing; tRNA 5'-leader removal
Cellular component (GO): ribonuclease MRP complex; nucleolar ribonuclease P complex
Molecular function (GO): RNA binding
Source: RefSeq, a predicted model, not a curated record
AUGGCCAACGAUCAAGGCGUCUCUAAGAGGCCUCGCAAGAUGUCGCGUCUGCCAAAAGACUACAAAGUUGAAAAGCGCCCAUUGCUACGCCCUCCAAUCACUUCGCAAUAUGCCAAUGCCGAUGUCCCCAAAGUCGUCUAUGUCUCUAUGAAAACUCCCUUCAUGUCAGCCGUCAAGCGUGUCCAGAAGCUGCUAGCUCAAGCCGAGAAGCGCCUUGCCCAAUCAGCUGCCGAUCAAGUCUCCAACAGACCCAAAUACUCCCACGCCAACGACGAGAUCACAGACAUUGAGCGUGUAGCUGCCACCAUGGCCGCCAACAAACAUGAUCAAGAUGAGAUUGUCCUCAAGGCUACUGGUAAAGCAAUUGCGAAAGCUCUCAGUCUGGCUCUCUGGUUCCAGCAGAGAGUCGAGUACAACGUUCGCAUCGAGACAGGCACUGUUGGCGCCAUUGAUGACAUUGUCCCUCCGGAAGAUGCUCCGGAAGAUGAAGAUCAGAACAUGAAGGAUGAAGAGGAAGAUAUCCCUGAAUCCAGAAUUCGCUUUGCCAGCACCAUCCAAAUAUUUGUCUCGGCCGCCUCAUGA